CUCUCUCUCUCUCUCUCUAGAGAGAGAAAGUGGGUUGGUUCGUCAUGCAUUUGCAGAAAUGAAAAAACCACUCGCAUCUAAAUGUUUCGUUCUCUUUCUCCUCCUUUCCUUCGCUCUCUUCCUCUUCUUCUCUCUCCAAACCCACCACGAUAACUCCACCACUGACCUCCGAAUCCGACCCGGAUACAAAACCUACGAAUCCUACAUCCAACGCCAGCUUAACAAAACCCAGAACCCGAAACUCCGAAAAAUAUGGACCACCCGAGAUUGGGACCGCAAGAUCCAAGUCUUCUCCACUUUCUUCGCAGAUUUAAAGCACAAAAAGCUCCUCUCAAAUGAAUCCAAGGCUCUCUGUAUCGGUGCUCGGGUCGGGCAGGAAGUGGAGGCUUUGAGGAGGGUUGGAGUGUCCGAUUCGGUAGGGAUUGACUUGGUCCCGUACCCGCCCCUUGUUAUUCGGGGCGACUUUCAUCACCAGCCGUUCGAUAAUGAGACUUUUGAUUUCGAGUUCUCGAACGUGUUCGAUCACGCGUUGUACCCCAACAAGUUCGUUGGGGAGAUCGAGCGGACGUUGAAGCCUGGUGGAGUUUGUGUUUUACACGUGGCGCUUUCUAGACGGGCUGAUAAGUACUCGGCCAAUGAUUUGUACAGUGUCAGACCGUUAAAGUCGUUGUUUCGCCGGUCCAAAUUGGUUGAUGUUCGGACCGUUGACGGGUUCGGGUUAGACACUGAAGUGGUUUUUCGGAAAAAAUCCUAAUUUUUUUUUUUUUGUCUUUUUUAAAAUUUAUUUAUUUAUCUUAUUUUUGUGUGAUUAUGAUUUAUGAUGACGUGUACACUUUUGAGUGCCCAAUGUUUUUGUUUGUGAGAGAUAUAUAUACAAAAAUGAGUAAGAACUCUAAAAGUUGAGCUCUAAAGAAGCAUUAAAUUGUCUUUUUUCUAUUCAUGUUUUGUCUUUUACUUCUUCUUUUUUUUUUUAAAUGAUGCCAACUCAUUAGAGCUGUUUGAGGGCAGCUCUAAUUAGAGCUCUCUAGCAAAGCCC
Camellia sinensis is the source of this 1036-nucleotide messenger RNA. The record is from RefSeq and is a predicted model, not a curated record. NCBI's taxonomy places the organism in Eukaryota, Viridiplantae, Streptophyta, Magnoliopsida, Ericales, Theaceae.